GGCGGGGAGCGCCACCGAAGGGGACUGUUUGCUCCUACGGGCUGUAGAUGGAGCUGUCCGGCCCCGGCAAGGGGGAAGGCGCCUGGAAAACGUUCUUCUUCUCCCUGGCCGGCCCGAGCGGGGAACAGCACUCCCAGGAUGCAGUUUGUGUCAACACGGCCGCAGCCUCAGCAGCUGGGCAUUCAGGGUCUGGGGCUGGACAGCGGGAGCUGGAGCUGGGCCCAGGCUCUGCCCCCGGAGGAGGUCUGCCACCAGGAGCCGGCGCUGCGCGCGGAAAUGGCCGAGGGAAUGCCGCCCAUGCAGGCUCAAGAAUGGGACAUGGAUGCCAGGCGGCCUAUGCCUUUUCAGUUCCCGCCCUUCCCAGAUAGGGCCCCUGUGUUUCCCGACCGCAUGAUGCGAGAGCCCCAGUUGCCCACAGCAGAGAUCUCUCUCUGGACCGUGGUGGCUGCCAUUCAAGCUGUGGAGAGGAAGGUGGAUGCCCAGGCUAGCCAGCUACUGAAUCUGGAAGGACGCACAGGAACGGCGGAGAAGAAGCUUGCCGACUGCGAGAAAACGGCCGUGGAGUUCGGCAACCACAUGGAGAGCAAGUGGGCCGUGCUGGGGACCCUGCUGCAGGAGUACGGGCUGCUGCAGCGGCGCCUGGAGAACCUGGAGAACCUGCUGCGCAACAGGAACUUCUGGGUCCUGCGGCUGCCCCCUGGCAGCAAGGGGGAGGCCCCCAAGGUCCCCGUGACCUUCGUCGACAUUGCUGUCUACUUCUCUGAGGACGAAUGGAAGAACUUGGAUGAAUGGCAGAAGGAACUCUACAGCAAUCUGGUGAAGGAAAACUACAAAACCCUGAUGUCCCUGGACACAGAUGGCCCAGUGUCCAAGCCAGAUGCUCCGGUCCAGGCAGAACCCAGGGAAGAGCCUUGUGUGUGGGAGCAGCAUCACCCUGAAGAAAGAGAAAUCCCAGUGGCUGCAGACGCAGGAACAGAGCCUCUGGUGCCUGCACAGGACAUGUCCUCCCAGGUGAAACGAGAAGAAACCCUGUGUGUGCGGGGCCAGCGGGGCCUGGAAGAGAGAGCCAUCCCUACAGAAUCCAUUACUGACUCCCCCAUCUCUGCCCAGGACCUCUUGUCCCGGAUUAAGCAGGAGGAACAACAGUGUGUAUGGGACCAGCAGGAUCUGGCAGAGAGAGAUAUUCCUACGGACCCCAAUUCAGAAUCUCUCAUCUCGGCACAUGACAUUUUGUCCUGGAUCAAGCAGGAGGAGCAGCCGUACCCUUGGGGCCCACGGGACUCAAUGGAAGGAGAGCUUGGACUCGACUCUGGCCCCAGUGACAGCCUGCUGCUGGUGAAGAACCCACCCCCAGCCACUGCGCAGCCCCAAACCCAACCUCACCAGCAGAGCCUACCCACCUUGGCGGUGCCAGAGAAUCCUGGCGGCCCCGGGAGCCGAGGCCUGCUGGAGGACGGCUUCCCGGCGCUUCCGGGGGAGCGCAGUACCGGAGGCGAGGCUCAGUCCGGCGGGGAAGGCAGCGCCGGCGGUGGCGGCGGUGGCGGUAGCGGCGGCGGCGGCACUAGUGCGAGUAGUGGCAGCGGUGCUGGUGCGAGUGCAGGUGCGGGUGCUGGCAGUGGCUGCGGCAGCUGCUGCCCCGGUGGCCUGCGGCGGAGCCUCUUGUCUCACGGCGCGCGCAGCAAGCCCUACUCUUGCCUGGAGUGCGGCAAGACCUUUGGCGUGCGCAAGAGCCUCAUUAUCCACCACCGAAGCCACACCAAGGAAAGGCCCUACGAGUGCGCCGAGUGCGAGAAGAGCUUCAACUGCCAUUCAGGCCUCAUCCGCCACCAGAUGACGCACCGCGGGGAGCGGCCCUACAAAUGCUCGGAGUGCGAGAAGACCUACAGCCGCAAGGAGCACCUGCAGAACCACCAGCGGCUGCACACAGGCGAGCGGCCCUUCCAGUGCGCGCUCUGCGGCAAGAGCUUCAUCCGCAAGCAGAACCUGCUAAAGCACCAGCGCAUCCACACGGGCGAGCGGCCCUACACGUGUGGGGAGUGCGGCAAGAGCUUCCGCUACAAGGAGUCACUUAAGGACCACCUGCGCGUGCACAAUGGCCCGGGCCUAGGGGCCCCAAGGCCUCUCCAGGUGCCGCCAGAGCGAGACUAGGGUUGGGCUGGGGGGUGGGGAGGACUGGACUGGAGUUGGGGCGGGCUAGGGUUCCUGAGGACCAACCCUCCUGCCUCACAGUUCUCAGCGCACCUCCCUGCCCUCUCCUCACCUCCUGCUGGAAAUCGGCACAGGAAUUGCACUCCAGACAGGGUAUUCCAAGGGGUAGACCUGGGUACCCCAGUACUGUCUAACCCUAGUGGACAGUCCAGCUCAUCUCAUUGGGUGGACCCAGUGGCCAGGGAAAGUGCCAGAGGGACAGCAAGGCAGCAGGAAUUGUUUGGACACACCUCGGACUUCCUAGUGUGCCCACUGGCCGCCGGGGCUACAGAUUCUGAUCAGGGAAAGCGAUCAGGGAGUCUCAAAACCCUCCUGAAAUAAGGAAAAACUGAUCUAUCCUUAAGUGAGGAGACUCCCUAAAAAAGAAAGCAAAGAUGCAAUGGGGAAGUGGAGGGAUGCGCUAAGGGUAACAUCCUCAAGACAACACUGCCUCGCGCUCUGAUAGCGCUUUAUACUUUUUUAAAAAGUGUUUUCUAUCCGUUAUCUAUUUACACCCUUAGCUUAUCCCUUCGAGAUAGGUGGGGUAGGGUUUUCCUGAUGUGGUAACUGAGGCAAAUGAGACACAGGUGAGAUACUUGCUUAGCAAGCCCACAUGAGAACAUUGCGGCCAAGCCGCACUAGGGCUCCAACCCAGUGCAGUGUCCCCACCGCAUACACUGCCUACCUCUGUCGGUCUCAGACCGCUCUCACCUGGCCUUCCUGGUCUCUCUCCUCUCUCCCUUCCCUCCCCGAUUCCCCAAAUCCUCUCUGAAGCAACAGGGGCCAACUCCUGGGGUUACUGGGAUAGGGGAAAUAAUGGGCUGUACAAUGUCUAGGCUUGUUGGGAAGGCUCUUCCUUGAUAUGAACCUGGGCCCUAGCAUCCUGGUCCCCCAGCCUGUCCGUCUCAAUUCUGAUCAUUCAGUCAGGUGCAGCAGCAGCUUCUCACUGCACAGUUAAGGCCAGGCCCUCCAGAGGCAGCUGGUGCCCUGCGUCAGACCUCACCCUGAUAAUUCACUCCAGUUUCCCAGGGCACAGGGUGAGGGAAGACUGGCUGCCAGAGUAGCCACCAAGGAAUGAGACUCUGCCCAGGAGGGCUGGGCAAGUGGGUGCUAGAGCCUGAGCUCUCUCCUGCCCUGGGCAUCGCAGUUGGUGCUAUCUGUUAACUGAUUGUGCUCAUGGACAUGGACACAGACCUACUAUGCUCUGACCCUGCAGGCGCCUUGGGAAGUACCCAAAGGACUCCCUGUCAUGUUGGUGCAUCGCUCCAUGGCUCCCAGCACUGCAGCCUGGUGGGCCACUCUCCAUUUCAGCAUCUUGCAUGGCCAGGCACUGGGGUGGGGUGGCAUGCCCCAGGACCCUUGUUUGUGUCAAAAAUAGCUUUCCUGCUCCUCUUGUGGAUCCUGUUUCUCUCCCAGCUUGGGAGCGUGGUGGGUGGCCAGAAUUUCAUGGCACCGCCUUCGUGAGCGCUCUGCUUCUGUCCUGCUCAUCUGCGCUGCUCCGCUUUCCUCAGACCCUUUUUUGCCGUGCAAAGGGAAUUCUUGAAAUUAAAUAAAAGGUAUCCAGAUUGCAGACUGCAUGUUCCCAAAGCUGGAGGCUCCUCCAGCAUGGCAUCCUACAGCCGACCUCAAUGAACUGCAACUCCAUAUGCUGGGAUUUCUUCCCUCCCCCUUUCACUCAGCUUUUUGAAGGAGGCUGAUCUUAGGAAAAGUUAUCAUGAGAUAAAUGCAAGGGAAGGUUCAGGUGAGUUCUGGUAGAGCAGGAGGGGACCCUCCAGUUCAGGGAUUGUUUGGGAGAUGACAAUGUACUAUUUUCAAAAGCAUACAAAGACAAUAAUUCAUAAUCUAAAUUGCAGAAAGAUCCAAAUAUUUUUGGCUGCUA
Messenger RNA from Acomys russatus (golden spiny mouse), 4066 nucleotides. RefSeq names its product zinc finger protein 282 (gene Znf282). The coding region runs from base 139 to 2148 and encodes 669 amino acids. The record is from RefSeq and is a predicted model, not a curated record. The transcript is spliced from 8 exons. NCBI's taxonomy places the organism in Eukaryota, Metazoa, Chordata, Mammalia, Rodentia, Muridae. Gene Ontology annotation, biological process: regulation of DNA-templated transcription.